CUGUAGGUUCAGAAUUUUUCCUAUGAUUGUUUUCCCCCAAACAAGUGCAUUUUUACUUUAAAUGCAGAGGUGAUAGAGGAAAUGCUGUUUGAACCAUAGACAUCUUUAAUCUGUGAAGUUGAAAUUUUUCAGUAAAGGAAGUUGCAUGGUGAAGUUCAGAAACUGACCAUUAAUUUCCCCCUUCCACUCCACAGUUCUUAGCUACUCUUGUUGCAAACAUACAGUGAUAAGGAGAACUGAUGUAUCAAGGGGCUGAGAAGGUAACGUUCCCCUCCUCCUGAAUGUUUGUAUUUUGAUGUCUUGUUUUGUUUCUAGCACUGUACUUAGUAGUAUAGUUGAAUGAGGUAUGACGUCUCCCUUCAAGGAACUCAGAAUGGAACAGAAACAUGAGCAAAAGAUUGUAUUACAGAGGUGUGAAUAAAAUGCCAUGGGGAACAUGGAGAAAGGUUCACCCGGGAGAGAUGGCCUAGCCACUUCCUUAGUGACUGUUUGGUGUGUGUAGGUCCCCCUGCCAUUACUCUUUCAGCCUUCUGCAAUCUAGUUCUACAGAGUCACACACUUCUCCAAAACCAACCAUACGUAAACACUACGUAGAGGCCCCUUUUUGCCUCAUUUUACAUUGUUUAGUUAUCAUUUUGAAACUUUUCUUUACAUAUGUAACAGUGCCAGAGUUUUUCUGCUUCUCUGUGGUUGUUCAGUAACUCCUCUUUAGGACAUACCUAAAGAUGAGAAGCUUCAUACCCAGUACUCCCAUUCAUUCACUCAUAUGUUUUUGGGAUCGGUCCCUUCUGCUUCCUGUGCAUUGGUUUGAUGGAACAGAAUAGAGUCCAGAAAUAACCCAACAUGUAUGUGGACAACUGAUUUUUAACAAAGGUGCAAAGGUCUUAAAAAAAUGGUGCUGGAAUAAUUGGGCAUCAGAUGCAAAAUUAAAAAUUGAUCCAUAUCUUAACACUGGCAAAGAUUAAAGUCAAAAUGGAUUAUAGUUCCCCAAAACUGUAUAAUUUCUAGAAGACGACAAGGAAAACGUGUUCAGCCUUGGGUUAGAAAAAGAUUUCUUAGAUCCAACAUCAAAAGCACAAUCCAUGAAGGAAAAAUCAAUAAAUUGUACUUUAUCAAAAUUGAAAACUUCUCUUUCAAAGGUACCAUUAAGAGAACAAGAAGACAAGCUGUAGAGUGGCAGAAAAUAUUUGCAAAACAUUUCUAAUAAAUGACUUGCAUCUAGAUUACAUAAAGAAGUCUCAAAACUGAACAAGUAAACCCACUGUUUACUUAAUUGCUGUUUCUCCUGAGCUUGCUGCCUCUGCCCCUGCUCUUUCUUCCUUUUUCCAUUUGUUUUCAACAUUGAAUCCCGAAUGUCCUUGAGAUCCAAGUCAGAUCACACCAACCCUCAGAACUCUCCAACAGAUUACCAUGGCACUCAAAAUUCCACAAUAGCCUUCAACGCUGGGCAAAACAUGGAGCAUCCCUUUCCUUCCUUCUCUGACCACAUCACCUCUGUGUUCACCCCGCUCCUGCCGUCCUGCCUGCCUCCAAAACAGGUCAGGCCUUAGGGCUUUUGCACUUACUAUUUGCCCUACCCAAAUGUUCUUCAUUCAGGCUCUUCAGCCUCCUCGUUUCUUUCCUGAAGUGUCAUUCUCACUGAGGCUUAUCUAAAGCUGCAGCUACUGGGGCAUUCCUGUCUCAUCUCCCUGCUGUAUUUUGUACUCCCUGCUCUCUUUUGUACUUUUAAACAUACUAUAUCGUUUACCUUUCUUGUUUAUAUUUGUGUGUUUUUUCCCACUUGAAUGUAAGCUCCAAAGAUUUUAUUUUUUUAAACUGAAUUAUUACUGUAUUCCCAGAAUAAUUCCCUGGCAAAUAUUUGGUACUCAAUAGUAAUGCUAAGUUAGUAAAUAAAUGAUGAAUUUAGAAUCAAAAUAAUGUAUCUGUGGCCAAAAUAAGACCUGAAAUCCCUGUCUCAUUUCCCAGACGUAACUGCUGUUAAUAGUUUUAGUUAUAUGCUUCCAGACAUACCUUCACAGAAUCAUUUAUCUCAAUAAACGUGUUAUACUAUGCAGACUGUUCGACAAGAUGCUUUUUUUCACUUUACACGGGCAUCUUUUCAUACCAUUGUGUAGCUAGGCCAUGAUUUGCUUUCCAAAAGACAGUUACCCAAUUUAUAUGGCAAAGAUUUUUGUCUAUAUUUUUGUAGUAUUUCUGUAGGGUAAGUUCCCAGAAGAAAUAUUGCACAAUCAUCGAAAAAUUUUAGUGUUAAAUUAUUGGCCCCUAAAGGUACUAAUUAACAUCCCUCUCAAUAGCAUAUAAGAUUCUUUGUUUUCUUUUUUUGGGGGGGGGAUUGGGGACAGAGUCUCACUCUGUCGCCCAGGCUGGAGUGCAGUGGUGCCAUCUUUGCUCACGACAACCUCUGCCUCCCAGGCCCAAGCUAUUCUGCCUCAGCCUCCCAAGUAGCUGGGAUUACAGGCAUGUGCCACCACGCCCAGCUAAUUUUUGUAGAGAUGGGGGUUUCACCAUGUUAGCCAGGCUAGUGUCGAACUCCUGACCUUGUGCUGGGGUUACAGGCAUGAGCCACCGCGCCUGGGCCGAUUCCAUGUUUUCAUACUGUCACCAACUUUAAGUACAAGUAUUUUCAGUUUUUGCCAAUGCUGUUAAUUUAGAAAUGUGUAUGUGUAUAUUGUCUGGUGGGUGUUUGGACGGAAACGAUCAAAAUCGGGCAACUUUCCCAGUUUCCUUGAAGGGAGGGCUUGCCAUUGGCGCCUCCUGGAAGUAGCUCGCUGUAGUUCUCCAUCUUCCUGUUUUGAGGAGCGCAGGAGGAGAUGGAUCUGGGGUCUCAUCCAUACGGUGGCUUGUUAACGGCAACUGCAGCAGCCAGCCAGAUCACCCCCUAAAGCAAAGUUAACACCUUGCAUGGUGCCUUGGUCAGCACCCACCAAAUUCGAGGAUUCUCCUAUCCUUCGACUCAAGGCUCUUUUGACAGAUGUGAUUUAUUUCCUCCUAGAGCCAGUCACAUUGGGUCAACCACCCUGUCUUAAGAAAACAAAUAUAAUAUUGUUUUAGCUGGAAACUGCCCGCUGUCUAAGUGGCUUUUUAAAUGAAGAACUCAGGUUCACUAAGGCACGGCUUAGGCAAGGGCAUGUGCGAAGUUCGAGGCCUGAGACGUUUGGAGAAGCGGCCCCAGGCGCAGGCGCGUCCCGCAGUGGGGCCCGUGCCGCCCAGGCGAUCAGCCCCUUCAGUUAACUCGCUUCCCUCCUAGCAGGCCCGACUCCCCUCGCCUCAGCCUCACGCAGCCAGAGCAAGGGGAAGAGGGAGUCCUUCGAGAGUUCGCCGCUCACUUUUGGCGGUGGGAAACCGAUCCGAAGACCCUUUUGUAGGUGAAACGCUCAGCUCGCGCGGCUCUGAAACACCGGGGAGCAGCGGCGGCUGCGAGCCGGACUGCGCCAGCACCUCCUCGUCCCGCCCCGGGGCAGCCCCGGCCCGCUCAGGGCCGCCUGCGCGUGCGCGGUGCCAGGGGCGGGGCCUGCUCGCGUCUCGGUUGCCUGGAUACCGAGAGCGUCCGUAGUGGCCGCUGGCGCUCGCGAACUGCAGGGUCUGGGGUGUUAUUGGAGGGGCAGUUGGUCCUCAUUUCUCCCGAAGCCCGCGGAGGAGCGGGUAAGAGCCCCGCGAAGCCGGCCCCAACCUUGGGAAAGGGAUGGGAGGCGACCCUGGCCGCUAGCCCCGCGCUGCUAGCGGCUCCACCGCGCCCUAGCCCACAGCCGCCCUUCUUCCUCGCAGCGCGCCGCGAUUCCCCAGCCUGGUCCUUUCUGCGGAGAGCGAUGCCGCUUCCCGACACCAUGUUCUGCGCUCAGCAGAUCCACAUUCCCCCGGAGCUGCCGGACAUCCUGAAGCAGUUCACCAAAGCUGCCAUCCGCACCCAGCCGGCCGACGUGCUGCAGUGGUCCGCGGGAUAUUUUUCAGCUUUGUCAAGAGGAGAUCCACUUCCUGUAAAGGACAGAAUGGAAAUGCCCACGGCAACCCAGAAAACAGACACAGGCCUGACUCAAGGACUCCUGAAAAUUUUGCACAAGCAGUGUCACCACAAGCAGUAUGUGGAAUUAACAGAUCUGGAGCAAAAGUGGAAGAACUUGUGCCUGCCGAAGGAAAAAUUCAAAGUGCUCUUACAACUGGAUCCUUGUGAAAACAGAAUCAAGUGGAUAAACUUUUUAGCACUUGGGUGCAGCAUGCUUGGUGGGUCCUUGAACGCUGCGCUGAAGCACCUGUGUGAGAUCCUCACGGACGAUCCGGAGGGCGGGCCCGCUCGCAUCCCCUUCAAGACGUUUUCCUACGUCUACCGCUACUUGGCCAAAUUAGACACAGAUGUGUCUCCUUCGGAGACGGAAUCCUAUCUUGCCUCUCUAAAGGAAAAUAUAGACACCAGGAGGAACGGCAUGAUAGGACUGUCAGACUUCUUCUUCCCAAAGAGGAAUCUUUUAGAAAACCGUGAAAAUUCUGAAGAUGUAGGCCAUUAAUACAGAGAAGAAUACAUUUUAGUGUCAAAAUAGUGCUCUUUAAAAUUCUGGCACCAAAUACAACUUAUUCUGAAUCACA
Messenger RNA from Chlorocebus sabaeus (green monkey), 4578 nucleotides. Lineage: Eukaryota; Metazoa; Chordata; Mammalia; Primates; Cercopithecidae. The record is from RefSeq and is a predicted model, not a curated record.